Molecule: messenger RNA, 1179 nt
Organism: Mucor mucedo
Lineage: Eukaryota; Fungi; Mucoromycota; Mucoromycetes; Mucorales; Mucoraceae
Product: protein-tyrosine phosphatase-like protein
Exons: 1
Coding region: 50-1018 (322 amino acids)
Biological process (GO): protein dephosphorylation
Molecular function (GO): protein tyrosine phosphatase activity
Source: RefSeq, a predicted model, not a curated record
AAAAUGUUGUCAGCUAAAUCGAGAAUGUGACUGCUUUUACAGUGUCUGAAUGAUGUUUUUUUUUCUGUUGUUGUUGUUGCUGUUGUUGUUACUCAAGUGCGCGCGCAGUAUAACGAUAAAGAUGGAGUUGUUAAAGUCAAUUCUUACCGACAAGACCCGUUUUGUACAAUAUGCACACCAAAAGUUUUCGAGAAUUCUAGAGUUAGAAAAGGAACGGUCAGUCCUAGAUGCUCAUCAGUUUGAAAAAGGGAGACGGAAUGAAGCUUAUAACCGAUAUUCGAAUAUCAUCCCCUAUGACAAUAAUUGCAUUAAAUUAACGGAUAAAAGACUAGGCAAUAGAGAAUACAUUAAUGCAAGUUGGAUUUUAGGACCAUAUGAUAUCCCUAAAUGUUAUAUUGCUACUCAGGGUCCAAUUGGGUCCACGUUGGUUGAUUUCUGGAGGCUGGUGGUAGAAAAACAAGUGCCUGUGAUUGUCUGUUUAACACCAGAAAUUGAAAAUAGAAUUGAAAAGUGUGCAAGAUAUUGGCCAUUAGGAGAUGAAAUUAAAACAUUAAAUGAUGGAGAUAUCACAUUAAAAGUAUCAAAUAUCAAGACAGAAAGAAAAGACAAUGAAUCAAACUGCAUCGUCAGAACCAUUCUGGUGCAAUUUUAUCAGAAAGAAAACAAUGAAUUGAUUGAAGAAAAGAGGGUUACACAGUUACAUUUCUUGGGCUGGCCUGAUCACGGUGUCCCUAAUGAUACCAGACACGUUAUUGGCCUCAUUAAAUUAACAAGGCUUUUUCAAGAAGAUUCGAAACCAGUUUUGGUUCAUUGUAGCGCUGGUUGUGGAAGGACAGGUACAUUUUGUGUGAUUGAUUCAGCCGAAUAUUUACUUAAAUCCAACCCAACUUUAAUGAUUGAUCCUGUCUUUCUAUUGACUGACACAUUUCGUAAACAACGCACAACAAUGGUUCAGGCUCAAGCACAGUAUAAUUUUUGUUACAAGGCUUUAAAAGACUUUAUGGAUGGAGAAGAAUGAUGAUGAUAAAGAAGGGGAUACACUUAUUUUUUUAAAAAAAGAAUAAAACCCGCUUUUCCCCAUACAUUUAUCUUUAUAGGAGUCUACAAUGAAAAGAGUAACGUGGGCACCCCUAUCAUUUUAUUAUAUUUUCUAAAGCCUACACACAUACACAAAUACAC